CAUAAUAAGGAAGUGGGCUAGCAUGAAAUCGUAGAACCGCUCAUGUUUUGACAGAGAUGGGGGUUUUAACUUUCGCACUAUUUUUAUUUUUCACGGUUUCCUGUGCAGAGAGAAAUGGACCAAUUCAGACGUUUGUUAUACCGCACAGUCACAUGGAUGUUGGCUGGGUGUAUACUAUUCAGGUUUGUUGCUAGCUUACCUAGCUAACUCCUGUACCAUUGUAUUAUAUUGGUCUCUUGGACGUUAGAACUAGGGACAUUUUAUUUUGGGAGGUGCAAGAAUGUCUCCAAUAUCACAAAAUGAAAUGUCAGUCCAAAUAUAGCAACAACUCUAUACUGUCAAUGUUCACAGUACACUGUAUUGAACUUGGUGUACUUCUGUCUCUUGUAUCUUCAAACAGGAGAGCAUGCAUGCCUACGCAGCGAACGUGUAUUCCAGUGUGACAGAGGCGCUGACACAGAACAAACAGCGCAAGUUCAUCGCAGUGGAGCAGGAAUUCUUUCGGCUGUGGUGGGAUUCUGUGGCUACAGACAAGCACAAGAAACAGGUAACAUACUAUAGAAUAGUCUUAUACAACCCCCCCCUCUUAUCUUUGUUUGACUUUGUGUUGAUUCGCCUAUCUCCCUCCCCCCCAGGUGCGACAGCUACUGAAGGAGAGUCGACUUGAGUUCAUCAUCGGGGGACAGGUGAUGCAUGAUGAAGCUGUGACCGAUCUAGAUGAUGAGGUACUGCAGCUGACGGGUAAAAGUGGUUUCAUACUUGAUGUAGAACAUUUGUUUUGUUGGUUGCUUUAAACACUCAUGGACUCUCUCUCUCUUCUCUCUCUCUCACUCACACACACACACACACACACACACACACACACACUGUCAUUACAGAGGGCCAUGGGUUCCUGUACGAGACGUUUGGGGUGCGUCCCCGGUUCUCGUGGCACGUGGACCCGUUUGGAGCCUCCGCCACCACCCCUGUCCUCUUUGCCCUGGCUGGGUUCCAUGCCCACCUCAUCUCGCGUAUCGACUAUGACCUCAAAGAUGACAUGCAGAAGAGCAAGGUAUGGUAGUCACCAUAGUUUCAGCUACAGCCUACCAGGCAGGUUACCAUCUCUAUUGAGCAGUCUUGACCAUGAUCAGUGACUUAUAAGCAGUUAACUGGUUUAAAGAGGUUUGACUUAAUAAUAUAUAAUAUAUGCCAUUUAGCAGACACUUUUAUCCAAAGCGAUUUACAGUCAUGCACACAUUUUACGUACAGGUGGUCCCGGGAAUCGAACUCACUAUCCUGGUGUUGCAAGCACCAUGCUCUACCAACUGUGCUACAGUAAUGUUUACACUAUAUUUACAAUAACUUAUUGUCAUGGUCUUUAUGUCUGGAGCAGAAACUCCAGUUUGUUUGGAGAGGCUCCCCCUCCUUGAAAGAGCAGCAAGAGAUCUUCACUCACACCAUGGACCAGUUCAGCUACUGUACUCCAUCUUACCUGCCUUUCUCUAACAGGUCUCCUACAUAUAUAUCCUUUCCCCUCUCACCAUUUUCCAUGUCAUAACUCUCCUAGCAUAUCCUACUCUCUUACAAUUACCCCUACAGGCUGGUUUGUAGAGUACAGUCGUGGUCAAACGUUUUGAGAAUGACACAAAUAUAAAUUUUCACAAAGUCUGCUGCCUCAGUUUUUAUGAUGGCAAUUUGCAUAUACUCCAGAAUGUUAUGAAGUGAUCAGAUGAAUUGCAAUUAAUUGCAAAGUCCCUCUGCCAUGAAAAUGAACUUAAUCCCCAAAAAACAUUUCCACUGCAUUUCAGCCCUGCCACAAAAGGACCAGCUGACAUCAUGUCAGUGAUUCUCUCGUUAACACAGGUGAGAGUGUUGACGAGGACAAGGCUGGAGAUCACUCUGUCAUGCUGAUUGAGUUAGAAUAACAGACUGGAAUCUUUAAAAGGAGGGUGGUGCUUGAAAUCAUUGUUCUUCCUCUGUUAACCAUGGUUACCUGAAAGGAAACACGUGCCAUCAUCAUUGCUUUGCACAAAAAGGGCUUCACAGGCAAGGAUAUUGCUGCUAGUAAGAUUGCACCUAAAUCAACCAUUUAUCGGAUCAUCAAGAACUUCAAGGAGAGAGGUUCAAUUGUUGUGAAGAAGGCUUCAGGGCGCCCAAGAAAGUCCAGCAAGCGCCAGGACCGUCUCCUAAAGUUGAUUCAGCUGUGGGAUCGGGGCACCACCAGUGCAGAGCUUGCUCAGGAAUGGCAGCAGGCAGGUGUGAGUGCAUCUGCACGCACAGUGAGGCAAAUACUUUUGGAGGAUGGCCUGGUGUCAAGAAGGGCAGCGAGGAAGCCACUUCUCUCCAGGAAAAACAUCAGGGACAGACUGAUAUUCUGCAAAAGGUACAGGGAUUGGACUGCUGAGGACUGGGGUAAAGUCAUUUUCUCUGAUGAAUCCCCUUUCCGAUUGUUUGGGGCAUCCGGAAAAAAGCUUGUCCGGAGAAGACAAGGUGCGCGCUACCAUCAGUCCUGUGUCAUGCCAACAGUAAAGCAUCCUGAGACCAUUCAUGUGUGGGGUUGCUUCUCAGCCAAGGGAGUGGGCUCACUCACAAUUUUGCCUAAGAACACAGCCAUGAAUAAAGAAUGGUACCAACACAUCCUCAGAGAUCAACUUCUCCCAACCAUCCAAGAACAGUUUGGUGACGAACAAUGCCUUUUCCAGCAUGAUGAAGCACCUUGCCAUAAGGCAAAAGUGAUAACUAAGUGGCUCGGGGAACAAAACAUCGACAUUUUGGGUCCAUGGCCAGGAAACUCCCCAGACCUUAAUCCCAUUGAGAACUUGAGGUCAAUCCUCAAGAGGCAGGUGGACAAACAAAAACCCCACAAAUUCUGACAAACUCAGCAUUGAUUAUGCAAGAAUGGGCUGCCAUCAGUCAGGAUGUGGCCCAGAAGUUAAUUGACAGCAUGCCAGGGUGGAUUGCAGAGAUCUUGAAAAAGAAGGGUCAACACUGACUCUUUGCAUAAACUUAAUGUAAUUGUCAAUAAAAGCCUUUGACACUUAUGGAAUGCUUGUAAUUAUACUUCAGUAUACCAUAGUAACAUCUGACAAAAAUAUCUAAAAACACUGAAGCAGCAAACUUUGAAGACCAAUACUUGUGUCAUUCUCAAAACUUUUGACCACGGCUAUAGAUCACCAAAAAUCUCAAUUUGAUCAAUUUUGCCUAUCACCAUAGGCUCUUAAUAGAUUACAAGCACAUGUUUGUCUCAGUGAAAUUAAUCAGUUGUUCUCUCUCAGCUCUGGUUUCUAUUGGAAUGGCGUGGCCCUGUUCCCUGACCCCCCUAAAAAUGGCAUCUACCCCAACAUGAGCCUGCCUGUCACCAAAGAGACGCUGUACUCCUAUGCCAAGACCAUGGUGCAGAACAUCCAGCAGAGGGCAGCGUGGUUCAGGACAAACCAUGUCCUCUGGCCCUGGGUGAGUCAACAUAGCCGCAGCCAUAGAUAUACAGAGAUCAGGAAAGUCGUUAAUUAGUGUUCUUUCUAGUAACUUCACCAUUUAUCAAUAUAUGUUUCUCCUGUUAUUUCACUCCAUAGGGUUGUGACAAGCAGUUCUACAACUCCUCUGUGCAGUUUGCCAACAUGGAUCCCUUAGUGGAAUACAUCAACCAGAACAGCAAGGAGUUUGGAGUGACAGUCCAGUACGCCACUCUCAGCGAGUACUUCCAGGCUGUCCACCAAUCAAAUCUCACCUGGGAUAUGAGGGGAAGUGAGGACUUCCUUCCUUACUCCACUGGUGGGUUUUUCGAUAAAUGUUCUUAUCUAUUAUCUGUUUCAAACAUAUAAAUGGAAUAUGAAUUAAACUUGUAUAAUAAAAAUGUAUAUAUCAAUGGUUCCAAUGACCAAGAGUUGGCACACUCAAAACAUGUAGGAGUAAAAACUGCUAUGAAGCCAAGGGCCGGAAAAAUGCUUUUCUCACAUAAUUCCAAUCUGGUUCUUGGAGUUCUAAAAAGGAACAUUUUGUCUCUCCAGAACCUUUCCAGGCAUGGACUGGGUUCUAUGCCUCCCGGAAUGUUCUGAAGGGGAUAGCCAGGAGAGCUAGUUCGCAGCUGCAUGCUGCAGAGACUCUAUUCACCCGGUACCGGGUCAGCUACCCAGAUGGACCGGUCCCUAAAGAAGAGGCCCUGAAGAAACUGAAGGCCCUCCGCUGGGCUGUCUCUGAGGUGCCUGAUCAAAAUACUCACUGAUUCAUUGUGUAUUUAUCUGUAUUAAUAGUACCUAUCAUUGUAACCCAGUGAUUAAACAUUCUCAUAUCCCAUUUCUGACACACACAUUUAGAAAUAAAAGACCCACAAAAUGAAUUAUUUGAAAUAGAUAAGGACUGUUUUCAUCUUGUUAUCCCUCUGUUUUAUCUGCAGGUGCAGCACCAUGACGGGAUCACAGGGACAGAGUCUCCCAAGGUGGCUGACAUGUACAUAGAGCACCUGACCCAGGCUAUGAUGGGAGUAGAGGAACUCCUGGCUGCCCUCUUCCUCCUACCCCAGGCCCUGGGCACCGCUAGCAACUCUGAAGCCUUCUAUAGACAAGACUCUCAGAGCAAGGGUAAAGUCAUGUAUUUGAAAAAGAAUCAUUAAUAAUUGAAAAAUGCAUCCUUCCUUCCUUUGACAUGAUCUCAGAGGAGUGGAUGUGUUAAAGUAGUAGGAUGGGAAGCGUGUUUUCACUUAUCCAAUCGCACACUACAGAUCAGUGAUUACACAUCAAGGAAGGGGGUACAAAAGGAUGUAUUCUGACAAGGCCCAAGGCUCCGCUUGGUCCAAGGCAUAAUCUUAUAACUAUCUUCAUCAACUACAACAUGGGUAUUUUUUAAAAUAUAAAUCAAUGAUAAUUUGAUAAUAAGUGUAAUUGCAGGCUCCCAUCAGGACCAGGAACAGCACAUCAUUGUAUACAACCCCCUGGCAUGGAACACCACCACCAUCAUCAACGUCACGGGAACCUUCCCCAUGGCAACGGUGUUUGACGACCAAGGACAGGCCGUGCCUGCGCAGGUAGUGUGGAAAUACAUGGUUGAUUUAUCCAGCUAAAUAUGUUGUAGGACAAUGGGUCGCCCUUAUAUUACAUAAAAGCCAUGUGUAUAUCUGUAGUUCCAUUGACGACAUACCUUCUAAACAAACCCAGUUUUCAGCUAAUCAUGAUUGUGUUCAUUGGGCAUGCAGCGAAAAACAGUUCGCAACGGAGUCCAGGUAUUCCCUCCCUGUUUGUCUGUUGUCUUCUGUUUCGUGUCCAAUGAACACGGCCCGCAUCUCUCUGCUCCCAACAGACCCAGAGUUCAGCUGACUCCAACAAGACCUAUGACCUGUUCAUCGUGGUGGACCUUGGGGGUCUCCAACACAGGAAGUACCUCAUCAAGUUCUCAGAGAAGCCGGGUGAAGAGGGCCUCGUGACCCACCAUGCCUGGGUCGUGUCGUUCAAUAGACGAAAUGUUUCACAGUGGUUGAAGACAGGAAGGAGACUCUUACCGGUUCUGAAUGAAUGUUAUAAGAUCAUGUUGGACCAGGAUACUAACCUACUGCAUAGCAUCACCGACAGGUAGUUAUAUUCAACAUUCACAUCAGGGUCACAUUAAACAGGCGAACGUUGUGGAACGUUGCAGAUAGAAAUGUAGUUAAUAGAGCUGACGUGAUUUCUUCUACAUGUCAGAGAAGCAUGUUUUAUUUUACUGAACGUUCCACAACGUUUUCCUAUUGAACGCAGCCCAGGCGUUACGUCAACAAUGCCCCCUGUGAACUUUCUGUGACCCUGACAGGCAUGAGAAGAGAACGGUGAGAAUGAGUCAGGAUUUCUGGGAGUACCAGGUCAAUGGGAAUGUCAGCGCAGGGCCCAUCUCUGAUAACUACAUCUUCAGUGCUAACGGCUCUGCAGUGAGGGCAUACAAGGCCGUCAAGAUGGAGAUUGUCCCUGGGAAGAUCAUCACUGAGAUCAGACAGUACUUCUACAGGUGGGAAUGUCAACAACUCCUUUCUGUCAGUCUUUGGUUUCCAUGUACCCUCCUUCCCUAGCUGCUACAGUGAGGGGAAAAAGUAUUUGAUCCCCUGCUGAUUUUGUACGUUUGCCCACUGACAAAGAAAUGAUCAGUCUAUAAUUUUAAUGGUAGGUUUAUUUGAACAGUGAGAGACAGAAUAACAACAACAAAAUCCAGAAAAACGCAUGUCAAAAAUGUUAUAAAUUUAUUUGCAUUUUAAUGAGAGAAAUAAGUAUUUGACCCCCUCUCAAUCAGAAAGAUUUCUGGCUCCCAGGUGUCUUUUAUACAGGUAACGAGCUGAGAUUAGGAGCUCUUAAAGGGAGUGCUCCUAAUCUCAGUUUGUUACCUGUAUAAAAGACACCUGUCCACAGAAGCAAUCAAUCAAUCAGAUUCCAAACUCUCCACCAUGGCCAAGACCAAAGAGCUCUCCAAGGAUGUCAAGGACAAGAUUGUAGACCUACACAAGGCUGGAAUGGGCUACAAGACCAUCGCCAAGCAGCUUGGUGAGAAGGUGACAACAGUUGGUGCGAUUAUUCGCAAAUGGAAGAAACACAAAAUAACUGUCAAUCUCCCUUGGCCUGGGGCUCCAUGCAAGAUCUCACCUCGUGGAGUUGCAAUGAUCAUGAGAAUGGUGAGGAAUCAGCCCAGAACUACACGGGAGGAUCUUGUCAAUGAUCUCAAGGCAGCUGGGACCAUAGUCACCAAGAAAACAAUUGGUAACACACUACGCCGUGAAGGACUGAAAUCCUGCAGCGCCCGCAAGGUCCCCCUGCUCAAAAAAGCAUAUAUACAUGCCCGUCUGAAGUUUGCCAAUGAACAUCUGAAUGAUUCAGAGGUGAACUGGGUGAAAGUGUUGUGGUCAGAUGAGACCAAAAUGGAGCUCUUUGGCAUCAACUCAACUCGCCGUGUUUGGAGGAGGAGGAAUGCUGCCUAUGACCCCAAGAACACCAUCCCCACCGUCAAACAUGGAGGUGGAAACAUUAUGCUUUGGGGGUGUUUUUCUGCUAAGGGGACAGUACAACUUCACCGCAUCAAAGGGACGAUGGACGGGGCCAUGUACCGUCAAAUCUUGGGUGAGAACCUCCUUCCCUCACCCAGGGCAUUGAAAAUGGGUCGUGGAUGGGUAUUCCAGCAUGACAAUGACCCAAAACACACGGCCAAGGCAACAAAGGAGUGGCUCAAGAAGAAGCACAUUAAGGUCCUGGAGUGGCCUAGCCAGUCUCCAGACCUUUAAUCCCAUAGAAAAUCUAUGGAGGGAGCUGAAGGUUCGAGUUGCCAAACGUCAGCCUCGAAACCUUAAUGACUUGGAGAAGAUCUGCAAAGAGGAGUGGGACAAAAUCCCUCCUGAGAUGUGUGCAAACCUGGUGGCCAACUACAAGAAACGUCUGACCUCUGUGAUUGCCAACAAGGGUUUUGCCACCAAGUACUAAGUCAUGUUUUGCAGAGGGGUCAAAUACUUAUUUCCCUCAUUAAAAUGCUAAUACAUUUAUAACAUUUUUGACAUGUGUUUUUCUGGAUUUUUUUGUUGUUAUUCUGUCUCUCACUGUUCAAAUAAACCUACCAUUAAAUUUAUAGACUGAUCAUUUCUUUGUCAGUGGGCAAACGUACAAAAUCAGCAGGGGAUCAAAUACUUUUUUCCCUCACUGUAUCUAUUUUAUCCUCCCUAGAUCCUCUCUCUCUUUCUCGCGCGCACUCACUCACUCACUCACUCACUCACUCAAACAAGGCUACAUCUUAGUAAGGUGCAUGUCUAAUGUUCGGUGGCUCACAUUAACAGUGAGUUCUGUCCGCAGGGAGGAAGCGGAUGAGGACUACACCUACUCGGUCACCACCAGAGUACCACAGGGUUUCCCCAGGGGCAGGCUGUGUUUCAGGCUGGAGCAGAGCUACUCGCUGGGCCCCCUGGUGGUCAACACCGAGGCUGUCCUCAGGACCAGGACCAGCCUGAAGAACAACAGGACUCUGUUCACUGACGACAAUGGGUACCAGAUGAUGAAGAGGCCUUCCAGGACGUUCGUCCAUAAUAAUGUUGCCAGAGUGAGUGGGUUGUAUUUAAGGACUGUUUGGUGUUGAUGGUUAAAUGUACUCUGAACUUCCACAGUACCUUGCCAGCCAGAGGAAGAUGGCCUACACUUUAUGAGCCUGGUUCACCUCAAGAUGUUUUCCUACUCAGGGAGUUUGGGUGUUGGUCUCCUCAGCUUUCCCUUUGGUGAAUCAGGCCUGGGUUACAGUUCAGGACUUUGUGACAAUUGCUUGUGUUUCUUCCUGUGUCUGUGUACUGCAGAACUAUUACCCCAUGGUUCGAACGGCCUACAUUGAAGAUGACUCUAGCAGACUGUUCCUCCUCAGUGAGAGAGCUCAUGGUGCCUCCAGCCAGAGGGAGGGAGAGCUGGAGGUGAGUGUGUGUUUAGGUAUGAGACACACACACACACACACACACACACACACACACACACAACCCCCUGUAUUUGUCCCAGGUGAUGCUCCACCGACGUCUGUGGAACAACCAGGAGUGGAACCUGGGUUAUAACCUGACCCUGAACGACAGCUCGGUGGUGAGGCCUGUCCUGUGGAUGACACUGAGCUCCCUGACUGCUAACUCCUCUCUCUACCAGAGGGAGGCGAUAGAGCUGCAGCAUAGACCUGUGGUCAUGCCCAUCGACAGGCCACGUGAGUCCACUCCUUAUAGCUCUCCUAUUUAACUACUCUGGCUAGGCUCGCAGGUUGACCUUUAAUGUCAUGAAUCUUGUCCUGGAGGCAGAACUGAGCGAUUUUCCGCUAGAUGGUCCAGCUGCAAAGUCAAAAUUGCCUAUAUCGUAAACAUUCAUGAAAACAAAAUGUGCUUUUUGAUCUUAAUUUAAGAUUAGGAUUCGUUAUUAGGGUUAGCAGUAUGGUUAAGGUUAAGGCUAGGGUUAGGUUUAAAAUCAGAUUUUAUGACUUUAUGGCUGUGCCAGUUUGUGACCACUCUGCAGAGCUGCCUCCCAGGGCAAGAUUCAUGACCGUAAAUACCAACCUGCUUAAAGCACGCACAGCUACUUUCCACUAAAACUUUCCCUAGAAAUCCAUAAAGUGUAAUCCAUUCUAAAAACAAAUACACAAUUGAGACGUUCCCAAAUGGAGUCGACCACGUUUUUGCUCACCUAUACUAUGCAUUGUCACAAUGUAUGGUCUCAUACCUACACUGCACUGCCAUUCCACCUCUCCCUCUAGAGAAGGCCUGGAGGAAGGAGCCUCGGACCAGAUCUCCGCUUCGCCCCGUGGUCCUGCCUGACAACCUCCACCUGCUGACAUUCAGUGUCCCGGGCUGGGUCUACAGCUCCAACCACACCCUGCACCUCCACAACAUAGAGACAGGUACCCCUGGAUCCACACAGCCGGACUACGAUCGGGUCCUACUGAGGAUCAUGCAUCUGUAUGAGAAGGGGGAAGACCCGGUUCUCUCUCAGCCGGCUACAAUUAACAUGAAGGUAACAGAAAACACAGCUGGAUGAGAUGAAUAUGACACCUCUAUAUACACUGCGAUCAUAUUGAGGUCAAAUAAGAGUUAUUUGUGUGUACUAAAUGCAAAACUAAGUGAAAAAAUAGAUUGACAUUUGGUGGUCACUACUCCAUUUACACUGUUUGUUUUGAAAAUCAAUUUCCUGUGUAAACAGGAAGUGCUGCGGGGCAUGGGAGAAGUGGGAGCGGUGGAGGAGCGCUCUCUCACAGGAACCUGGGAUAUCUCCGACCUCCAGAGGUGGAAGUGGAAGACUUCAGAAGACCCAGGGAGAGGUGAGAGGCUUGGGAAGCUUCAGUUCAACUUUGGUGGAGGGAAAUAUCGCAUCUGA
This is a messenger RNA of Coregonus sp. 'balchen', 9800 nucleotides long. The record is from the annotation of a GenBank genome assembly. Lineage: Eukaryota; Metazoa; Chordata; Actinopteri; Salmoniformes; Salmonidae.